Penicillium alfredii is the source of this 240-nucleotide messenger RNA. RefSeq lists its product as uncharacterized. The coding region runs from base 1 to 240 and encodes 79 amino acids. The record is from RefSeq and is a predicted model, not a curated record. The transcript has a single exon. Lineage: Eukaryota; Fungi; Ascomycota; Eurotiomycetes; Eurotiales; Aspergillaceae.
AUGAGGGCAUCCCAAGACAAAGAUGAGCUGGAGAUAGCCCGUCUCGACCACCUCGGCGCCAGUCCAGCCGACCAGUUCACCGACAACGAACAAAAGAGCAUUGUCGGGCGCGUGGACCAACGCAUCGUCACCAUGUGCGGCCUCACAGCCUGCGUCAGUCUAAUGGACCGCACCAAUAUCUCGAGUGCAUUGAUUGCCGGCAUGAACGAGGACCUGAAAUUAAACAAGGGCAGCCGGUAG